This is a messenger RNA of Diprion similis, 5612 nucleotides long. RefSeq lists its product as uncharacterized. The transcript has 6 exons. Lineage: Eukaryota; Metazoa; Arthropoda; Insecta; Hymenoptera; Diprionidae. The coding region runs from base 1137 to 2522 and encodes 461 amino acids. The record is from RefSeq and is a predicted model, not a curated record.
AUAUUGUAGUACUCUUAUUUGUUAUGAAUUCGGAAAGUAGAUUUUCUUACAAUUAUUUGUUCAAUACUCCACAAAUUAAAUCUCAGUUACGUAUUAUAAUAUUUCUUCCAGUUACAUUCCGUGUCUUUUGAUACAGAUAAUAAUACGUUCCAUGUUCAACGACAAACGAGACUAUGAAUCAUAGAAAACGUUUCUCGGGCAAAAAAUAUCGUUAUGCUUGCUAGUGCGCUGGGUAGCAUAAAGUAUUCGUAAAUCACUCUGGCAUUCCUCCUUGAAUAGUAUUGUCUAUUUACAUCCAUCGCCUCUCUUUCCACUGCAGUGUACCGCCGAAGUAUGCAAAAAACCUAUUCGCCUCGCCUCGUUGCUACUGCUGCUUUUGCUACCGUUGCCGAUGCCGAUGCUGAUGCUACCAGCUACUAACACCAAUACUUGGACUGUUGCGAGACAAAACGACGACACGUGCAACCGCGUUGAAUCAUCGAUCAAUACAGGAAUGUACAAUAAUUCAUGGAGGACGAACGGUGCCCAUUUACCCAGCUACGAACAACCGCCCAACACGAAACUGUUGUCGCUUCAACUUGUCUUCGAUACAAUUCACCUCACCCUUCAACGUUCCCAGUGCUCAACCUUAUCUUAGAUCUCAUCGAGUGGUUAAUCGUGGAGCAAUUAGGAAUAACCCACGGAAUGUCGACGAAAAGAUCAGCGAAUUGAAAUGCGAAGAGGUCCUGGUCAUCCCCACGACAAAUCGUGUAUAAUGCACCAUUCGGGAUUUGAGCGAAGUGGCUGAAGUAGUACGAAGGGGAUGGCGUCGAAACGCGACACGGCACUUGUUGCCGGGCCAGCCUCGUCGGAGGGUUGUGGCCGUUGUGCACGUGCAGUGGCAUCAUAGAGCUAGUCAGUAACCAGCUAGCUACAGUACUACGUAUAUUACACUACAUAAUUGUCGCGUGUUGUGACUUGUGUCUGACCCACCUGGCCGUGAUAUAUCACUUCUCUCCUGUGGCUGUUUGCCGACGAAUGAGGUAGAAAAACACGGCCAACUGCAUUCCUCCAGCAUCACCUCAGAACUCUCUGCUACACAGUCCGUCCACAGUCCGUCUCCGCCGUACACGCUGCACUACUCUCUACACUCAAUCAUGAAUCUUAUGUUCCGGAAGAACUUUGCGGUGGACAAGGGAGCCGGUGCUGGUGAACGUGGGAACAGUGGUGUCGGCGGGGUGGUUGCCGGAUGCGGAGGAACCACCGGUUAUCGACCCCCAGGGAUCCGAGGUCGGACCGGCGUUGGUCGCGAUGCGGUGCGAAGAAGUCGAGAGUUUGGAUAUUAUCCGAUGGAAGAACACCCCGCGCACUCGUACAGGACCCAUUUGUUUCUAUCGCCCCCAGCCGUCGGCAGUGCUACAGAAGAUUCUGGUAUUCAAAUAGGCUCGUCGAAUCGUCGGAAUUCCGGACCCAUCAUUAAAUGGGGUGCCGGUGGAGUCGGAGGUGGAGGCGUUGGAGGUGUUGGUGGCGGUGGAGGAGGACCUGGGAAUGCGAAACGAAAACAGAACGGGAACCAGCAGCAAGAUCCUUCGGAGCCACCUACGCCCGCGGCCUCCAGGCAGGUGUCGUUUAGCGCUGGAAACACCGCAGGUGCUACCGGAACUUACACGCCGCUUGUGGUGUCCGCAAACAGUCAGCUAACGGCAGGGGAACCGAGGACCCUUGCGACCUUGGACAGGGACUGUUUUAUCAUCCCUCUAGCCUCUUUGGACCAUUUUCUUCCUGCGGGCGUACCGCUAGCGCCGAUUGUCGACCGGAAAAAGACCGGCAGCCCGUUGUCCGUCCUCGAAGUUGAAGAUCCGAAACAGUGUAUCCUCGCUCACCUCAUGACGCCCCUUGAGCCCCUUGAUCCUUUAAUGGAAUCGCCCCUUGCUUGCCCUCUCGUCCUGCAGCGGGACACUGCUGCAGAACUUCUAGCUGAACUCGCGCCAACGGCAGCUCAGAGUAUACUUCUUGUUAAUAUGGAGAGAAACGCCGAGUUUCCCUUCAUCUCAUACUACUUUAUAAACAAACUGACGAGAAAUCCGGGUGAAUUUCACCACGAGGCUCAGUGCCGUGCUCUCCAGAAGUUCGACCCGCGGGAGAUCAAAUACGCAGCCAGUCACACCUUGGAUGUGUUCAACGAAGUCGCCACGAUAGCUCGGCCUCCGCUUGAGCCACCUGGAGGCCGACCGCCGCUCGCUACGACUGGCUACAUCAUUUCUGUCUUCAAAGUUUUCGAAGGUGACGAUGGCCUCAAGUUCGAACGCAAUUGGCUUUAUUGGACGGGAGCACGAAUGAUAUACAGAUAUCUGCCAAAAUCUGUCGGACUGCGGCGCAUCACGCUCCACAAGUCGAUGUCACCUGGCGACAAGAUGUAUCUUUUGAUAUGUGAAUGCGCACAGCUGCAAGACAACCUUUCUGCUGCUGCAAUUUUACUGCCUGCACUCCGCGCCCGUCUCUGUGGAUACACGGGACUUUACAGGCCAUCGGUGUGCUUCUGACUCUGUUUUGAGAAACUUUCUUUACGCCUAUUUGAAGACAACGAGUCGCCGCACCUCGCAUCUAUACUCGUCGUUUUGGACCUGCAGGUUUUUAUCGGUGGUAACUAAUCAAUCAACGCGGUAUAUAGAAGCACUAAGGCUGUGAGAUCGAUGUCCGUCAAUUACCGAUUUUAUUGAGUUUCCUAUAAGCGAGUUAACUAGUCAACGUGAUUGAUUUAAUGCAAAACAUGAUUAAUUGAGAGAACGGUUGAGCCUAACUGUUCGAUCUAUUUCAAUUUUCGUGGUUUGGUAAGUUUGAUUCAUUGAUUAGUGAAGGGUUAUUCUAUACAGCUGCACUUGUCAGGACGAGUAAAUAAAUCGUUUCAUCAAUCUCAAACGUUUAAAACUGUUAGACAUCGGUGGCCACGAAAAUUUAUUGAUAUCUCUAGAAGUCUAUAGUAUUUAAAUGAAAUUCGUAACAUAUCUUAACGAGAUUAAGCGGAUUCACAAAAGAUUUUGAAAUCUUUCGAAUUUUCAAGUUGAAGAGAUGUGAAGAAUUUUAGAGAACGGCCAAUCCGGGAAAUCAAUAGCACACUUGGUAAAACCUUGCAUAUUAUGACAAUUUAUAGCAAAAUUAUCGCCGUAAGAAAUGAGCGAUACACAGAAAUAUGAUUAUAGGAAUACGUAGUAUUAAAUAUCAGAGUUCAGCGUUGUUGUCGGACGAAAAAAAUAUUCUAAUAGCCCGAAAAUCUUAUGAAUGUGCCAGUUUCCGUAAUUAUGGCAACUGACAUGAAAAAGCAAUAAAACAGCCCCCACCUAGAUCGGUAAGGGCACGUCAACACCGAAUGUAGGAAUUUAGUCAUUAUUGACGAUCUUUAUGACCAAUUAUUAACCAUAUCUAAUAGGCUAUAAAAUAUGCUUUUUCUAUACGCGAUGCGGUCUAUCAUAUUAGGUAUAUUGUACGGGAAGAGAAUUUUUUAAACAUUUUUUCUUAGUACAUAAACGACUACUUACAAUUCGCACGCAUGCAUAGACUAUGAGUAUGUUACAUAUUAUCAAACACAUAAAGAAAAAAUUUGAGCCAGCCACAGACAAUAUUGCUUAGAGAUAAUCGACGCAGGAAAGACUCGUCCUUGUAAGUCUAGAAUUUACGCCCUAAUCAUUGAUUAGACAAAGAAUAGACGAAUUUACGUAGAAUCAAACGUUACAGUUAGUUUUCACUCCUUACGCCAGUCGGAAUGCUCAUAUUUAAAUUAUUUAGCAGUUGCUAUCCAACAUCAGUAGACGAUAGAGACAGAGACGAUAAAUUUAGACGAUAAUAAUAAUAAUAUUGAAAACGCAAGGCGUCCCGAAAUCUAUAUUGUUAAAUAUUGAUAAAUACAUACAAUAAUAUACAUAUGCGCUACUAUAUGUAGAGUAAAGACAUAUCUUACGAUUAAUAAGGCUGUGAUAUUUAAAGAGCGUAUUAAGUUUGUUUUUUCGUUAUUGCGAAUUUCAUUCGUACGAUAAUAGCUUUAUAAGUAUUUUGGAUGCCUUUGCAGUUUGAAUAACCUCCCUAACGAAAAAUUAUUAUAUCUAUGCAUGACUCGCCUUCUAAAAACCGCAAGCCUCGAUACGGGACAAUAACUAUUAUCCCAUUAUAAUAAUAAUAGUAAUAUACCUAGAUAAAAUUACGUUAAACUUUAGCCGAGACGGUCUCUCUUUCGAAAUAAUACUUCGUUACAUAGUCGUCAGAUAUGUUACUACACACUGUACGUAACAUUGUGCAUACAUAUCGACGAUAGUCUACAUUGCAGACUUAGGCUUUAACGACAAAAUCUUAACAAUCACUCGUAUUCUUAUUACAUAUUAUGUGAAGAUAAAAUUAUACGAUAGAAAAUUAAUAAUGAUCAGCAAUUGUACUGAUUAGUUUCGAUACUCACAAUUUCGUAGGGAAAUUAGGAAAACUAGGGAAAACGUAUGUUUCAGUUUCAAUCACGAUUUAAAUCUGUAAAAUACCAGAUUCUGGUUGAUCAGUAGCCUUGCGAUAUAUUACCUUAAAACUCGAUCAAACCUAUUCGAAUGUAGUAGGUAUAAAUUUUAAAUGAAGGAUUUUGCAUCAAACUAGUAAGUCCGGACUUAAUAAUACGUAGCUAAGCAAAUAACCGUUUAAUCGAAGCGGUCAAGAUAUAUCAGAGAUGGCUAAAUUGUUGGAGGUUGAAAAAAUAACAGCAACAGAAUAUUAAUACAUAUCUGAUCAGCGUUCCUGGAAAUUCGUUGUUUAUUUAGGUUUCCCCUUUUCUGAAUGCCUGGAAAGGCAUGUUUUUCGUCAUACGCAAUCAAUUUCUCGUACUACGCACAAUGAUAAUGAUGUCUGCUUUUGAUACUCAAGUUUAAUUUUAUCACCCUGGAAAAAAACGGACGUUCACGAUAUACGUACCUUGUAUAAUGCCCAAAAGUGUAUAAAGAUAAUAUCGCGGUUAAGGAAGAUAUAAUAAAUACAUCAUAAACGAACCAACCGACCUUUUUCGACUCGUUUAUAAAACGAAUAUAUGCAUUGUAUGAAUAUAUAAUAUCGUAUGUGCAGUCUUUCAUAAAUUUUUACCGAAGUCUAAUUUCAAUCAAGUUGUAAUAAAAAGCUUAUGAGACAAAUCGAAAUGUUUUGUGAUGCAACAUGCACAUAAUACCUCUUCAUCUAAUCAACGCUCAAUAAAUCGAAAUACAAAUAAAAUAAAGAAUACCGUCGCUCAAUUGGCAAAAUUGGCGAAUCGGCGAACAGUUUUAAUCAUGAUAAUAUUAAUUUUACACAUACGGAUUAUGCUCGAAUAAUGACGACGAUACUCUUACCCCAGGUCUAAUGAUUAUAUUUCUUCUGUUCUCACAUUUCUCUCUACCUAUCUUACUUAUUACGUACGACAAUAUCGCGCCAUGAUCAACGCUCGUUUUUUUUUCACUCGUUUCCAAGCCAUUGACCAGCUUAUUUUCGAGGCUUCAUAAAUUCGACGAUAUUUUUCUGCAUUCUAUUUAUAUCCCAUAACGAGGUGAUCAGAGAACGUAAAGUAAAUCGUGAGGAUAAAGAAAAUAAUUGUAAUAAUAAUACAUUAGCACGUUUGUCUGACGUUCCACGAUAAA